Miscanthus lutarioriparius is the source of this 2358-nucleotide messenger RNA. The record is from the annotation of a GenBank genome assembly. NCBI's taxonomy places the organism in Eukaryota, Viridiplantae, Streptophyta, Magnoliopsida, Poales, Poaceae.
AUGCGGUUGCCUCCACCCGGCGCGGGCACUCUCGUGGGGCUCUGCCAGAAUGCGCCCGCGACCGCUGAUGAAGUCCAGGGCCACCAGGCGCCGCAGACACUGAACGCGGCGCCGGAUUUAUUUGGCCACCAGGUUCCGACCACGACUGAGUUCCAGGGACUCCCGCCGGCACCACAGACGCUGAACGCCGCAGCGGAUUUCGGCCUCCAUCAGGCACUGAUCACUGGAUUCCAGGCUCACCCGGCGCCACAGACGCUGGGAGUGGCGCCGGAUUUUGGCGUCCAGGCGGUGCCGACCACUGAAUUUCAGGGACACCCGCCGGCGCCCGAUUUCGGCCUCCCUGUGCCGGCCAUCGACGCCGCCGACCAGUAUCAGGCGCCGAUCAUCAACGCUGAGCAGUAUCAGGCAUCGGCCAUGGACGUAGAUCAGUACUACCAGCCGAUGGCCGUGGACAACACCCAGCCGACGCAAAUGCUGGCCCCCGAGAUGCAUCAUCAAGCGUAUGGCGGCUUUCCGGAUCCUACGCCGAUGCUUUGUGACGGCGUCAACGAAGCCUCUUUAUUCCAGGCUAACACUAACGUGCAUAUGCUCGCUAAUGGCGUUGUACCCGAUCCAAGCCCUUCAGUGUACGAACAGCUCGUCAACGAUGGGGAGGCAGAGCUUGCUGCUAUCCUCUGGGACAUUGAGCGUGGGGACAACGCUGGUGCUGCAGCUGCCGGUGCUGCGCUUAAUGACGUGCACCCUGUCAAGGAGGACGUCUUCUUCCGGCCAAUCAUCCGCGGCCAGCUCGACUGCUCCCGGUGCCGCUCAGUCCGGGAAGUCGUGUGUCUAGAUGAGAGGCGGAAGAUGCAUUUCAUGGUGCAUGCCUCGGAGCCGGGGAUGAUUUUCCAGCAUGCGAUCGUCGAUCGUAUGUCCAUUCGUGCAGAUGGUCAGCUCCAUACGGAUGUCCUGCUGCACCAUGAUCUCCGCGGGCGCAACCACGAGUGGGUUCACAACUUUAUAGAACGCAGCGUGGAGAUGAUGAAAAGAAACCGCGGGCAGCUGCAAGACACAUGGUCUAGCAACUACGCUGCAGUCUGCACCAACGUCGCCACGGCGCCACCGCCGAGCAACCAUGCGCGCUUGGAGCAGCUCGAGGCUAUGUUGAAUAAUAUACUUUCAGCCCCUGCUUCAACAGCUGCUGCUCAGCCAGCGGUCACGCCGCAGGAACAACAAACCACCGAUGCACCAGGGGUAGCGGAAACAGCAGCCCCUGAAGCUGCUGAUCCUGCAGUCACGCCACAGGAACAAGGAGAAAACACCCAUGCUCAAGGGGUUGCGAAAGCAGCAGUCCCUGAAGCUGCUGAGCCUGCGGUCACGGCGCCACAGGAACAACAAACCACCGAUGCUCCAGGGGUAGGGGAAACAGCAGUCCCUGCAGCUGCUCAGCCUGGGGUAACGGCGCCUCAGGAACAAGAAAACACCGAUGCUCCUGCAGAGGGAGCUGAAGCAGCAGGCCCUCAAGAUGUUCAGCCUGCAGUGUCACAGAAGGAAGAAAACAAGGAUGCUGGAGCCGUAUUUGCUCCUUUUAACUGGGAAGGAUUCCAACCAGAAAUACUUGAGUCUUCUCUUGUUCCACCAUAUGAUCCAGAGUCCGGUACCAAUGUGUUGUUGUACCCAAGCCUGAUGGAGCAACUACGCAAGACCGAACUCGAGAGGAAGGAAAGCAAGAGGCUUUCCAAAAUGCCGGCUCUGGAUACAUCGACGUACCUGGAAAUGAGUGGUGAAGAUUCCGCUAAUGAACCGAAGCUUGGAUCUUUAGCAUCGUUCAGACGUCUUUGCCAAAGAGACGCUACAUAUCGGCUAUAUUCGCGCAGGGUCAAUUGUAUCAAUAGAAAGAUGACGAAACUCCAGCAAACUGCAGCUAGAGUUGACCCGAGGGGGCUGUUUGCAAUUAAGCAGAAGAUGCAAACGUACAAGCGCGAGAAGGCAGCCCUUUAUGACAUGAUCAACAAAGCGAUCCAGGAGAAUGAGAGGGGCGGCAACAACGAUGCUGGUCCUUCCAACCGUGCAGAGCCUUCAAACAGGGCUGGUCCUUCUAAUGAAGCUGGUACAUCGAACGAUGCUGCCAGUCCUUCCAACACUGCCAUUCCUUCUUCGGAUGGUGCUGGUACAUCAAACGACGCUGCCGGUCCUUCCAACGCCGCCAUUCCUUCCUCCGACGGUGCUGGUACAUCAAACAAUGUUGCCGGUCCUUCCAACGCUGCAAUUCCUUCCUCCGACGGUGCUGGUAUAUCAAACAAUGAUGCCGGUCCUUCCAAGUCCAACACUGCCAUUGUUCCCUCUUCCAACUGUGCUGGUCCUUCUGGCAGCAAGUAG